Sodiomyces alkalinus F11 is the source of this 1085-nucleotide messenger RNA. RefSeq names its product PRP38-domain-containing protein. Gene Ontology annotation, cellular component: precatalytic spliceosome. NCBI's taxonomy places the organism in Eukaryota, Fungi, Ascomycota, Sordariomycetes, Glomerellales, Plectosphaerellaceae. The record is from RefSeq and is a predicted model, not a curated record. The coding region runs from base 128 to 952 and encodes 274 amino acids. The transcript has a single exon.
GCAUUUGGCAUCCAACUCGACGCCAUUGACUUCACCGAAUUACCACGAUCCCCACGAUCCCGAUUUCUCAGCUCCACAAUCACGAAAUUUAAUUCCUUCGCAUCCUGCCGAACCACCGACCGCAGCCAUGAAGAGCGGCCGCACGGUCUACGCCAACGAGAGCCGGUUCCUCGAUGAGCGCGGCACAGCCAGCGAGCUGGCGCCGAACGGCGAGAACCCAGCCAAGAUCAUGGAGAAAGCCGUGAUCGGGCGGAUCGUCGACUCGCAGUUCUACCAAUACCAGUGCUUCGCCCUCAACGAGGCCGGCAUCGUCGACCGCGUGGUCAACGACGUCCACUUCAUCGGCGGCACCUACGGCGCCGCCCAGAAACCCACCCCGUUCCUCUGCCUCGCCUUCAAGCUCCUCCAGCUCGCCCCCGCCGACGACGUCCUCGAGGUCUACCUCGGCCACGGUGGCGAGCGGUUCAAGUACCUGCGCGCCCUGGCGUGCUUCUACAUCCGCAUGACCCGCCGGCCCGCCGACGUGUAUCGCCUGCUCGAGCCGUACCUCGCCGACAGGCGGAAACUCCGGCGGAAAACGAGGCAGGGCACGAGCCUGACGUAUAUGGACGAGUUUGUGGACGAUCUGUUGACCAAGACGCGCGUGUGCGCUACGAGCUUUCGGGAGCUCCCGCGGCGGACGGACCUGGUGGACCUCGGGGAGCUGGAGGAGCGGGAAAGCCCUCUCGGAGAUAUAGACGAGUUGCUGGAAGAGGAGGACGAGAGGGACCAGGCGGAAGAAGAGGCGCGGCAGGCGAACGGGGACGAUGAAAGGUCAGAGGGGGAGAUAGAUGGUGGGCGAGAUGGGGAUGGGGGCGAGGAUCGAAUGGAUGUAGACAGGCGCAGCCGCUCAAGGAGUAGGUCUCCCGGUCGAAGGGAACGGGGGGAAACGCCCGACAGGUCAAAAUCAUGACGGGGCUAUUUGAGUCCAACGUAAUACGGACGAUGCCAGCUUUCAGCCGUCCCUGAACAUGAGUCCAUAAAUCCCCCACAUGGCGCAGUCCAAAUGAUGCCAAACUGUACAAGGCUAUAUUUCUUCUCCUUUC